Molecule: messenger RNA, 500 nt
Organism: Salarias fasciatus (jewelled blenny)
Lineage: Eukaryota; Metazoa; Chordata; Actinopteri; Blenniiformes; Blenniidae
Gene: mrpl53
Product: mitochondrial ribosomal protein L53
Exons: 3
Coding region: 35-361 (108 amino acids)
Cellular component (GO): mitochondrial large ribosomal subunit
Source: RefSeq, a predicted model, not a curated record
CUCUGGAGGUCAGAGGUCACCGCGGCGGAGAAACAUGGCGGCCUCCAGGAAAGCGUCCGUGGUGCUGAAGGCGGUGAAGAAAAUCACGGUGCAGUUCUGUCCUUUCGAGUCCAAUGUCCGCUCCACACGAGAGUUUUUGUCCCUGGUGGGCUCGGAGAAGGCCCGAGCCACCAACAUGAACUGCGAGGUGAUACCCAUGGUGAAACACGACAAGUCUGAGCCUGUAGUAGAAGUUAAUUUCGUGGACGGAGACACGCUGCUGAUGAAAGGGACACACCUGAGCAGCAAAGAGAUGUUGAGUGUGUUUCAGUCCCGCUGCGCCGCUAAAGACCCUCAGGGAAAACCUGCUGCCAAAAAAUGACCCUCCCUAACAUUUCUGCAUUGAAUUCAUUUGUAUUUAUUUGUGUAUACUGUUAAACAUUUGCAAUAAAACCACUUAAUUGAAUAUAAGUAGUAGUGGUUAUUGACUUAAGUAUUUUUGACUUAAACAGCUGUGAAUG